This is a messenger RNA of Ectocarpus siliculosus, 552 nucleotides long. The record is from the annotation of a GenBank genome assembly. NCBI's taxonomy places the organism in Eukaryota, Phaeophyceae, Ectocarpales, Ectocarpaceae.
AUGGAAGACGAGAAAAGCUUCAAGGACAAGCAGCUCAAAAGCUCUGAGGCCACCAUGCGGCGGCUGCACCAGGACAAGGAGAAACGCCUCCAGGAGAUGGAAAAAGUCAAGACUCUCGACGAAAAGAUACCCUUGGAACUGAACAACCUCAAGGAAAAGAUGGAUCGGAUGCGUAGAGAGAUGAGGGAGUUCGACGACAUCGACGGUCUACGAGACGAAGCUGCACAAACAAAGGAACACCUGCAGGGGCUCAGGAAGCAGUACCGCUGGCGGGUGGAGGCGAUGCGGGGGCAGGUGCAGCAGCUGACGGCUAGGCACGAGGCCUGCAAGAAGGAGCUCGCCGCCAGCGAGACGGGGAAGACACUGGAAGCCCUGGAGAGGAAGAUGCGAACGUACGAGACCAAUAUCUUCUUCCUGAAGGAGUUCGUGGAGACGAAGGGGCGGGAGAUAGACUUCCAGAGCCUGCGGGGAGAGUGCAUGGGCAUGGUCAAGGACCUAAACGAGGCCGUCAAGAGGAAGGGAGAGACGGAAGGGUUCGGUGUCGCCUACUGA